CUCCGCCGCCCGUGCCAUGUCCUCUAAUACCUCGAACAUCGUUUUUGAUGACAUAUUUACGAUAAAUGCCAUCGACAAGGAGGGAAAGAAGUUCGACCGCGUGUCAAGGCUGUACGCACACUCGAAGAACUACGAUAUGGACUUGACCCUUGACUACAAUAUCGAGCUGUUCCCGCUUCAACAAGGCCAGCAGGUCGCGCUCGCACUCGCGACAUCGCUCUCGCGCGGGCCGCCUGCGGACGGCGAGGAGGAGAAGGAUGUUGAGGUCUGGCGGCCGGACGGCAAGGGUCGCCGAGGGCUCGAGGAGGAUUACGAAUACGUCAUGUAUGGGAAGGUUUACCGUUUUGAUGGCGGAACUGCAGAGAUUGUGACUGCGUACGCUUCGUUUGGCGGGCUGCUUAUGUCACUCACUGGCUCGUUCCGGCAUAUGACCAACAUCGUCCUUGGCAAUCCCGUCUACGUCCUCCUGCGCAGAUAGCCCCAGAAGACUAGGCUUUUUAAUACCAAAACCACUCCCGUCGAGCGAUCAUCCUUGUUGAAGGUUGUCAGCCGGGAUACGUGCACCUCAAUACCGGUUUUUUUGCUAGAGCACAACACGCAAAGUUAUUGUAAUUUAUGCAUACAGAAAUGCAUGCCAUAAU
Molecule: messenger RNA, 641 nt
Organism: Phanerochaete carnosa HHB-10118-sp
Lineage: Eukaryota; Fungi; Basidiomycota; Agaricomycetes; Polyporales; Phanerochaetaceae
Exons: 4
Coding region: 17-478 (153 amino acids)
Biological process (GO): DNA-templated transcription
Cellular component (GO): RNA polymerase I complex; RNA polymerase III complex; RNA polymerase II, core complex
Molecular function (GO): DNA-directed RNA polymerase activity
Source: RefSeq, a predicted model, not a curated record